Messenger RNA from Scylla paramamosain (green mud crab), 2134 nucleotides. It is a transcript of the gene mmy, whose product is annotated as UDP-N-acetylhexosamine pyrophosphorylase-like. The transcript has 13 exons. The record is from RefSeq and is a predicted model, not a curated record. Gene Ontology annotation, molecular function: UDP-N-acetylglucosamine diphosphorylase activity. Gene Ontology annotation, biological process: UDP-N-acetylglucosamine biosynthetic process. The coding region runs from base 275 to 1879 and encodes 534 amino acids. Lineage: Eukaryota; Metazoa; Arthropoda; Malacostraca; Decapoda; Portunidae.
GAUGGCGCUGAGGCGAUAUUGACAACUGGACAGCAGACGAAACUCGAGGCCUCCAGCGUUUUAAUUUUUUCAUUUUUCUUCAAGAUGGAGCAUUUUAGCGAGGAGUGAAGGAACGGGGGGCGUGAGGAGGGAGUGUGGCUUAAAGUUACACCUCAUAUAAGCCUCGCAUGACGCCUGUGUGAGGAGAUAAGGACAUGUACGUGUGUACGUCUGUCUGCCUGUCGGAAGGCGUGACAGUGUGGCGGGACAGGUGACUGAUAAUUAGUAAGGCAGCAUGAUGGACGUGACAGGGCUGCGGCAGCGGCUGGAGAGCUACAGCCAGGAACACCUCCUGCAGUUCUGGGACACCCUCGCCGAACCACAGCGCAAGGCCCUCUAUGCCGACCUGUCUGAACUCAACCUGGAGGAGGUGUGUGGGUUUUACAAGCGUACCGUGUCAUCCCUGAACGAGGAGCAGACAAAGCUGGAUGAACGUAUGCAGCCCAUCCCUGCCAACAUGCAUGGUUCAGUCACCCGCACCCCUCUGGAGAAGAUUACCAACUAUGAGGAGGCGGGUCUGCGUGAGGUGAGCGAGGGGCGUGUGGCUGUGCUGCUGCUGGCUGGGGGGCAGGGCACCAGGCUGGGCGUUGACUACCCCAAGGGGAUGUAUGAUGUUAAGCUGCCAUCCGGGAAGACCCUGUACCAGCUGCAGGCCGAGAGAUUGCUGAGACUCCAACGCCUGGCCAAUGACAAGUUCGGCAAGUGCGGUGACAUCCCCUGGUACAUCAUGACUUCGGAGCACACCAAGGAGCCCACCAUGGACUUCUUUGCCCGCAACCACUAUUUUGGCCUGGAGAAGGAGAACUUGGUGGUGUUUGAACAGGGUAUGCUGCCGUGCUUCACCUUCGACGGCAAGAUCAUUCUGGAGGCGCCCAGCAAGAUUGCCCGCGCCCCUGAUGGCAACGGAGGGCUUUACAGGGCUUUAAGGGAGAAGAACGUGCUGGAGGACAUGGAGAGGCGUGGCAUUCAGUACAUUCACGUGUAUUGCGUUGACAACAUUCUAGUCAAGAUGGCGGAUCCUAUCUUCAUCGGGUACUGCCUCUCCAAGGGUGCCGACUGUGGGGCCAAGGUGGUGGAGAAGGCUUUCCCCACGGAGGCUGUUGGUGUGGUGUGCAAAGUGGAUGGUAUUCAUCAGGUAGUGGAGUAUUCGGAGAUCACACUCAAGACAGCACAGAAGAGGAACCCAGAUGGACGCCUCACCUUCUCUGCCGGCAACAUCUGUAACCAUUACUUCACUACGGAAUUCCUCAAAAAAGUCGUGCUCGACUACGAGAUGAGCAUGAUGCACCACGUGGCCAAGAAGAAGAUCCCAACGGUGACUAACGAGGGCAAGACUGUCAAGCCGGAGAAACCCAACGGGAUCAAGAUGGAGAAGUUUGUGUUUGAUGUGUUCCAGUUCUCUAACACACUGGCAGUCUGGGAGGUGAUCCGUGAGGACGAGUUUGCGCCGCUGAAGAACGGUGAUGGCGCAGAGAAAGACACGCCCACCACCUGCCGCCAUGCCCUCUUCUCCCUCCACCAUCGCUACCUCCUCAACGCCGGCGGCACCCUGGUGGACUCCGAGGGCGAGCCGCUGCCCCUCAUUCCCAGGCCAGAGGAGAAGGCUGUAGCAGAGACAGAGAGCCCUGCCGCUGCCCCCAAAUGCCCCACUGAAAACGCAAACACCGAAUUCAAUAACAAUUACGCCCAGAAGGAGCUGCGGUGGGAUGAAUGCCCGGUGGUGGUGGAGAUCUCCCCGCUGGUGUCCUAUGCUGGGGAGGGACUGGACAAGCUGGUCGCCAACAAGAAGUUCACCUGUCCGCUGAGCAUCAACGAACCAGCACAGAAGAUUGAGGUGUAGUGGGUGUGGCAGCUGAGGUGUGGCUGGGGACCUGAAGUGGGUGGAAUAGGAUACCUUACAGCACUGCAGGGCACUUACUAAACGGUUGUAGUGGAUUAAAUUGUACUUAAAUGAUUGUAUGACAUGUUUUAAUGUUUGCAGUGGUUUGAAGUGUACUUAUUUCAUUGUAGGAUACUUAUCACACUUUUUGAAUCCUUGUGGUAAAUGCAAAUGUACUUAUUCAAUCCUAGGACACUUCAGGACACUAGGACACAC